Austrofundulus limnaeus is the source of this 8352-nucleotide messenger RNA. RefSeq lists its product as uncharacterized. Gene Ontology annotation, biological process: positive regulation of calcineurin-NFAT signaling cascade. Lineage: Eukaryota; Metazoa; Chordata; Actinopteri; Cyprinodontiformes; Rivulidae. Gene Ontology annotation, cellular component: Z disc. The record is from RefSeq and is a predicted model, not a curated record. The coding region runs from base 594 to 6638 and encodes 2014 amino acids. The transcript is spliced from 4 exons.
GGGCCAUAAUGGAAACUGGUUUGUUUGUGUGAGACCACCUCCUCAUAUCGGUCAAAUCAACAUAUUUUCCUCGGUUACUGAAGGGCCCUGCCAUGUUCUUUAAAGUACCAGACAGUAAAGAGACGGUCUGUUUCAGAGCCUAUCAAACCUUAAAGCUUAGUUACAAAAAUAACCGGUGGUCCAUUUGAUGCUGGUGCUGGCCCGUGGUGCGCUGCCACUCGACACCCGUGGCUUGUUCUGAUGUGAGCAAUCAUGCUGGACCUGGUGUUGCUGCUUAGUUUGGACACACUGACUUCUGUGUCUAUUUUGGUAUGUUCUCAGCUCAGACUGGCCACACCAGUGAACAAGGAUCCAAGAGCUCACUUAGAUUCUUGUUUCUAUAUUUAGGAUCAGUCCAAACCGAGCUCGUCCUGAGCAUGUAGCACUCAUCACUACGGAUCUUAGUCUGAAACUGGCAGGAAGUGCAACAGGUGAUUUCCAGACCCCAGCAUGUCCACGAUGCCGACUUGAGCUGAAGUCAAAUUAGAAAAACCUGCAAAGUUGCAGCAGCUAAAAAAAGGUGAUGCACAAACAGUAAGACACUUGCUGGCACCAUGAGCUGCUUGGAGAAGCAACACACAAGUCAUCGGCUGGGGAGCAUGCUUCACCAUCGCUUCCCUAACGGGUUCACAGACCUGUUCAUGGACGAGACCGACCGGGAGGUCAGCACCCUCACUGACAGAGCCUUCCGCAGUCUCUGCGUUGGAGACGACGCAGUUUACAACGACGACUUCUUGUAUGGAUAUUCACCUUAUAGCUGCCUCAAACCUUUGGCAGGGGAGCCGCUUAAGAAAAAAUAUCCCAAGGAAUCUAAAAAGGAAGAGCCACACAAACCUGACAAAGGGGUUUCUCAGUCCUGGAAACAGCAGCAGCAGAGCAUAUCCCACAUGUCAUCAUUCCUUAAGGUGUUCAGUGCUGCAGAGGAAAGCUGUGAAGGAAUGAUAAUCAGAAACGGAGACAUGACAGAUUCUAAUGGAGAAUCAUGGGAUAAAUCUGCCCUGCGCAGCAUAGAGAAAGAGUUAUCAGAGUUUUCCUCUAAUUGUCACACGAGUCUCCAAAACAGGCAUCACAAGAACCAGCUGCCGCAUCAGUCUGGAAACGGUUCGACUAAUAAAAACAGCAAAGACGUCAACCUUUCAUCUGGGAAAUUCACAAGGAUUAAACACGGAAAAUCUACUGUCAAGCUACGGAAACUUAACAUCAAAAACUUCUUCCUUCACAGCGAGCUCAGUCCUUUCCAAACAUGGACAGACUGUAACCGGUUUCCUUUUGCCCAAGAAAACACAGUCGGCAAUAUUCUCUCCACAGAUAAUAUCUCUAAAUGGUACGAUUUGCCAUUUUAUAAGAAGCUAACUGAAGCACACAGAAAGGAGACUCUUCAUUCUGAAGAGGCACAGACAUGCCAAAAACAACAAGUGGAUCCCUCUGACACCAACGUUUCUAAACCCAACCCUGCCCCCCCAGUUGUUUUACCAAAGCCCUCUGCUCCUCUGGCUGAGAAGAGGUGCUCUUCAGAUGGGGGGGAUGCACAUGCUGCCCCCUGGAGGCGCAACAAGUCCAGAGCAAAAAGUACAGUUCCAGCCAAUCAGGUUGGAAUACCACCUCAAGAGAGCAACUCAAAAACAACCAAUGAAAGUAUUUUGUUGCCCAAAAAGGAAAUAAAAUCUGUGGAAGUGAAAGCGGUUGAGGAUGACAGCCCUUUGGCCUCUACUCCGUUCAGCAUCUGCCAGCUGAUGACACCAGUCAUUCCCUCCAGACAGCCAACGGAGACUUCAGAAGUCCUCCAAGCUGUUCUCUCACCCUCAGUUUGUGAUCUCCUGGGAAGGCCUCACUCUGAGGUCAAAGGAACUCCUGAACCUCCAGUUAAGAGGGAAAGCUACAAAUCACUGGCAUCCAGCAUCCUCUUCAACCUGAAGGACAACAGGAAGAGGGUGAAGAGUCGAUACAGUCCACCUAAAUUCAUAACUUCUGAGGUGCCCGAUGGUGGACCCCAGUCUCCACAAACAGACUGUGUAAAUCAAGCUGCUUCUGAAGACACUCCAUCUGGUUUAAACACACCUGAUAUUCUGAAAGAUGCACUGGCAGUUUUCAGUCCUCCUUUGGAACCUUUAGUAUCCUCAAAUGUUGAUCUUACAAAGCAUGACAAGACUCUAUCAGAUGACUAUUUGUUGUCAAACUUGCUGCAGAACAAACAGGAUUCUGUAGGCAACAACCAUGGAGAAGAGUACCCCAAUUCUCCAUUUAUACCAUUAAAGAAAAACAAAAGCCCCAUGGCUAAAAAGCAAAACUAUCCCUCUUUGAAUUUGUAUAAGAAAGCCAGUCCUGCUGACACUGAUGUUAAAUAUCUUCAGGUACCUCUGAGCAUCAGCACUCCAGCAAAUGUUCCACCUGCUGAAACAAAAGACGGAGAGCUUCCAAAAAACACAGGGCUUUCACCAAAAACUCUGAACGUAGUCAAAGAUUUUUCACCAAUGAUUUCACCCUGCUCAGAUGAGAAUGUGGGGCUGUCACCGGGUUGGAAACAACUACCAAAUGUCCCAGACAAAACUAAACGCAUGGUGAAAAACACAAGAGAAAAAUACUCUUGUUUGCAACCAACUUCUGAAGAAAACAAUCCAGGUGGGCAAACGAGUAUGAUGAAUGUGAUCAGAGCAGCAAGAGAUGCAAUUAAUUCAGCCAGAAAUAAAGCUCAAUCUGCAAGUUAUCCAGAUAACAUCAAAUGGCAAAUUUCACACACUGAAGAAAUAAAGCAGAAAGACACUGAACAAAGAGUCUCGAAAGAAACAUUUGGUUGCAUAGGGCAAAGUCCAGAAACAGCAAAUGAUGUUUUAUCACAAAAUACUGCUACUGGUGAAUUGCUGAUUGGCAAAAGCAGCCAUUCGAACAGAGAGCCUCCUCCUGUUCCAAAAAGAAACUUCGCCAAAUCAAGCAUACGACACUCUCUGGACAAACAGACACGAUGUAAAGUUGACAAAGCCUCUAGUGGUGAUUUGAGGGAUGAUAAAGUGAAUUUUUCACCAAAGCAAAAUGAACCUGUCUCAAAACAAGAUAAGCAGAAACAUGCAUUCUCAGCUAGACAGAACAAUUAUAUCAAGCAUCAAAGAUAUGCAGUGACAGACGACGAGCAAACAAAGGAGUAUAAGAAAAACCGUACGAAAACAAGGACGGGAAAAGAGACGGAUAACGAAACAACCUCUUUAGAAGAAAUGAGAGAGAGUGAGCAUAUUUUUAAUGACUUGCAGGCUGCGAAAGUGCUAGACAGGGUGCGACUAGGUGAUAGAAUGCUUGAGUUUGCAAGAACCAAAUUAGAAGUUCUUAAAACUGAUGAGGAGACAAAGGUUGAAAAUGAGCUGAUCUCUAGGGAACUUCGUAACAUAAAGAAAGGCAUGCUAUCCUUGAGAGGGAACACGUCAGCUAAGAAAAAAAUAUUUGCACAAAAAGAGAAAGAGGCUUUCACAAACGUAGACAGUCAUGUUAUUGCGAACAAAGCACUUGACAAUUAUGACAGAGCUAAAAUGGCACUUGAAGAGGUUAUUUCAGAACGGGAGAGGAAGAAGACAGAGGAAGGUUCAGUUCUGACAUCUGAAGAAAAGGACAGAAGUUCUGAAACACGGGUGCAGGAGGGCACCAAAGACUGCAUCACAGAGCUCAGAGAGGGUCAGGAGAGAUUAGGGGACUUUAGAAACCAGAAUCAGCUGAGACAGACUCAACCUGGUGAGACUCAGAAAUCAGGUGGUAGGGCUGAUUUACCUGACAGGAACACUGUUAGCAAUGAACAAAAUGCUACUCAAAACUCAGAGUUCUAUUUUGAGGGACACAGCAGGUCUACUGAAGAAGGUAGAAAGUACUCUAUGAAUGAAUGUGUGGACAAAACACUUGGUACUCCUCUUGUUCCCCCCAGGAACAAAAAAGGAGGUAACAAAAGAGACGGAAGCAUAACUGAAGAGAAAAAUACAGAUGGUGAAAUUGUCAAAAGCAAAGGUGAAAUUAUUGAAAACCCUGCUGAACAGUAUGUUCAGACGAGGACAAGUUCAGAAAUUAAAGACGCUCCACCCACUCAAUAUGAAACUUUAUUAUACAAAGAGAGGCAGGAUAAUGUGAAUAACGCCAAUUUAAAAUUAAACACUGCUACAGAUAGCAAAACAUGUGGGUCAGCGUUAUUGUUAAAUGACUCACUAUCUGAAAAUGCAGCUUGUUUAUCAACAAAACUAAGAGAAAAUGAAAGUAAGGGAGAUAGCUCUCAGAUUAUCAUGUGUCCAAAUGAGGGUGAUGAUUCUCAAAAGACUAGCAAGAAAAAGCAAAAGUCCCCGUUAAAACCCGACCACUUAAUCAGGCCAGACGAAAAUACGACCAAGAGUCCCAAACAAGAAACACAAACUGAUAAAAUAAAUAAUGAAGAUGCGGACACAGAGGCUUUCUGUGAAAUACCCAGAAAUAUAGUUUCACCCUUACUGUUACUAAAUGGUAUCAGCAUGGCUCAGAGUCCACCAGAUCAAGGCAGCCUGUCCUCUAAAUCCUCCUACUUCUCUGUGGAGAGUGCACUGCCAAGAAACACAGAGACAGAGUCAAAUGUCUACCACUCUUUGGAAAACCUUGCUCUCGAGGUGGAGAAGGCUAAUGGGCCAGGGCAGACUGUUUUACAAAAAGAAAUGGACAAAGUUUUGGUGGAAUAUUAUUCUUUAAAUGAUUGUGAAAAGGGCUUGGAGGAAAAAAUGCUCCAGAUGAAGACUCCUCGGAAAAAGCCAGAGGAUGCGGACAGAAACAACACAGAGACUGUCACAACAAAUGAACAAAAAACUCAUGAUGAAAAUGAUCCAACAGUGUCACCCACUACUACUUUUUCUCCAACUUCUGAAAUACCUGCCUUGUUCAAAAUCAAAGACAACACUUUCAGUAACAGGACAAAGAAGCCUGUAGUGCCCUGGUCACCAAGAGGGAGUCUGAAUACAUCAGAAAUGAUAGAAAAAAAGUCACAUCCCACAAAGGAAAAUCCAGAGUUCUCGCUAGUAAAUGAAACUUGUGCCAUCAAUACUGCUGUGACUCCUUCAGAACUGCUCAAUACUGGAGAGAAUUUAUCACCACUGCUGUCACUUUUAUCUUCAAAAGAAAACCCAAAGAAAGCCCAGGUUGGAGUGUUCCUCACUGUCCCACAGGAAGACGACACAUCUUCUCGAGUGACGCCAUCAUCUGAAGGUAUGGAAAGCAUAACAACCAGCACAGCUGACACAGCUGACAAGGCAGGAAUGAAUGCUGGGGUUCUGGUAGAGAGUGAAAGCACAAAGGCUCCCAGUAAACCAUCAGAAUCCAUCUGUAGCGGCAGCGACAACCAAACAGAGCUGCCCAAGCCUCCAGUAAUAUUACCCAAAUCUGAAAAGGCAGUUUUAAAAGCCAUUAAGCUGACAAACAGAAGGAUGAAGAAGGAAGAGGCCCAGAGGUUGUCUCAAAAAUCAUCUCAAACCAGCAGUAAACACACAGCAGAUAGGCCGAAGAGUGAUAAAUUAGAGCAGAAAACCAACAGCAGCGCUAAAACUGGCAGGAAAAGUGACAAAAAACACAUAGAAAAAAAUAAAGACAGUACUCCACAUCAUGAAAUUCACCUUAGCCAUGACAAUACCCAGAGUGAGCCACCACAAAGCUACAAUAAAAACCAUCAUCACAAGCAAGCAACAAUGAGCCACACAACUCAAAGACAGAGCCAUGAUUCAGUGGAUUGCAUUAACCAGAACAGAGACAUGCCACCUGAGAGAACUUUAGAAAGACAGGGACGCAGCAGCAACAGACGAGUUCAAGAAAAAACAAAGCAGAGACAUUACAGCAAUGACAGAAUCGUCGGUACUGCACCUGUAUACAAAGAUCCGGCUGACGAGAGGCCAACCUCAGACAGGUCCUUCCAUCGGUCCCAAAGCAUCGACAGGUACAUGGUAGGCAAAGCAGAGCUCAGUGCUCAUGUGUCAACCAAUGAAAAGCUUGAACCCAGGGCUCAGCGCAUUGAGAAAUCCAUUAUGCAUGAGCUUCAGCAAAGAGGACGAGCCAGAAACAAGGAAAGCCAAGGCAACCCACUGAGAAGAAGUCAUAGCAUUGAUGCCUACCCCACUGAAGCGCCACUUCUGUCCCGCCAGCUGAGCAACAGUAGCCAGCUCUCUCGUCAGUCUAGCAUCGAGCACACUAUUGUCACACAGUCCUUCCCUAUGACUCAACGGAAACUCCUCCAGGAUCCAGACUCUGGGCAGUACUUUUUUGUUGACUUGCCUGUACAAGUCAAGACAAAAACGUUCUUCGAUCCCGACACAGGGAGCUAUGUCCAGCUGCCACUCCAGACACCAGAUGGCGCUCUUCCUCAUGCAUCCCACAUGGAAGUCCUGACUCCACCGAUGGUUGUUUACCACAGCUUUGUGCCUGUCCCUCUGUCCCCCAUGGCUCGUAACGCCACCAUCCAAACACCUCAGAUAGAGCUGAAUGAUUUAGAGCAGAAGCAUUUGGAAAGGGUGAGACAAAAGCACUGUAAAGAGGGACAUCCAUAUUUGGAGCCUGCCUACAGCCAACAGGACCAUUUGUUGGGAGAGUUCAUGAGCACAGAGGAACUGGACUGUCCCAGUUGAGGAGGUUUUUCAUUUAUAAAAUUGUGGUGUUCAUUGCAUUCCCGGAGUUAUUUUUGUGAUGUUUUUGUGAUUUAUGUUUUUUAACUUAUUUCCAGCUUACCUUCCUUCAGCAUAAUUCAGUCAGAUCAUCAACAGUUUACAGACAUUAAAGGGAUAGUCUGGUCAUUUUUAAGGUUUUCUGUCAAAUAGUUAUGAAUAGUUAGAAAGAUCAAUUAUGACAUCAGUUAUAAAGAGUAGUGAUAAAAGGGCAAAAGUUCUAGUUUAGACUAUGUUGAUGGAUAAUGUGCCUGUUUUUAUUACUGUUUUUGAGCCACAUAAAACAACUCAUUCUAAAAAAUGACAUACUGGUGUGAACUUCUACACUUUUGCAGGAUACUGCUUGUAGAUUUUGCUGCUGUUUUUUUGUGUUAUGAUAUGAAUGUACAAAUUGCUUGCUGAGGAUGAUGGACUGUGUGUGUGCUGAAGCUUCUGAACGUGUCAAUCUGCCCGAUCAGCACAUCUGAUCAAUGAAAAACAUUACUCAACUCAGUGGAAGGAUACGUUCAUUAGCCUCAGCGCCAUCAGCAUACAGUCCAAUGGUCUGUGUUCUGUACACAUAUUGUACAUUGUACAAAGGUGUAGAUGUUACCAUAUGUAGUGUUUUUUCACACAGGAAUGUUGUUCUUGACAAAUAGUUAUUUGGCUAACUAUUAGCCUGAUUAACACUUUUUCACUUCUCUCUUUGCUUUGUGCUCUCUGAUUGAUGUCUUUAAGGUAGUAUGGAUAACUAUUUGACAGAACGUCACCUCAAAUGUGACCACAGAAUAAAUAAUGGUAAAAAAAAGUAUCUCAAAGUUAUAAAAACACAGCAGUGACAGUUUUAUUGACUGUAAGAAAUGUAGAAAAAGUUCAACAGCUUAGUGAACUGGUCAUAGACUGAGUAGUAAGAAAGCACCUUAAAACACCACGUAAAUGGUCCUGGAAAUGCAAAGUACACCUUUUAUGCAGUGUUACAAGAUGGACUUUUUCUUUAUUUCUCGGUUUGUGUUUAUUCUGGUCUCAUUUUAAUUUGAAAUCAAACACAACGCAGAAGGAAUCCUGGUUUUACGAUUCUACCCAAAUCUUCACUUGGAUUGUGAGAAAACUAAGUUUGGUAAAAAUUUACGAGACAUAUUUAAAACUUAAAUUUUAUUUGAUGAAUGUUGUAUAGAUGUUGAUUGUAAGAAAAUGUUAAAUGUUUGAGAAGAUUAAAGUUACAUGGAUUGUCCAUGUACAUAGUGUUUGAAGGUGAAAUGUUUAUUUUUUGUAAAUGCUGACUGUUGUACUUUACAGUAGUGUGGUGGAACUUUUCCAACAUUUCAGAUAUUUUAGCUUUUUUUCUUAACUGAAAAGCUUGUGUUUUGGAAAUUUAUACUUUUACCAGACAGUUUAAAAUGAUUUCCCAAUGGGAAUACUUGAAUCUUAUUAAAGUAACUUAAAACCACCUGCCAAAAUUUUGUAUACUGAUUUUGACUAAAUAUGUACACAAAACAAAAGUUUUGAGAUUGUUUUCAAACGUCAAAAAUGUGAGUUAUUUUAUGGAAAAGCUUGUGGUAUCAACCACUGCAUAUAUUUUUAAUUAAAAGGUAUAAAAAAGAGAAUUAGUACUGACAUUAGUUGCCUUUUCCUGAACAGGAGUUAAGCAGAACUGUCGUGCGUCUGUGAUCCAUUCCAAUAAAAACAGCUGUUUUUCUUC